CGCCCGGCGGAGGAAAGAUGCAGCUGGGCGGGCGGCGCUAGCCGCUGCGGGGGCCAUGGCCGGCGGGUACCAGCUGUGGGCGCCCUGGUCGCCGCUGGACGAGUCCCUGCAGUGGCUGCGGGGCGCCACCCCGCGGCCGUGCACCAAGCACCCGUUCCGGCCGGCGCCGCGCGGCUGCUGCCCGCAGAGCGCGGCCGCGGACCUGGAGGUGCAGCUGUGCUUCCAGGGGCUCAGCCUGCUGCUGGAGCCGGGCGCCAAGGGGCCCGGCCCGCCGGCGGGGGAGCCGCGGCGGAGCGCGGCGCUGCGCAAGCCCCAGGCGGUGCGGCUCAGCGGGCUGGACUCGGUCUUCGGGCGGCUGGUGACGGCGCAGCCCCCGCGCUGGACCGGCUCGUUCCGGGUGUCGGAGCGCUCGGCUUUCUGCCAAGUGAUCAGCCCCCGGCAGCGCUGGCCCCGCGGGCUCCGCGAGCCGCAGGUCCGCAUGGCCGUGGCCAUGUGCCGCCAGAUGCUGCGGGCCAUCCUGCUGCUCUACGCCGCCUACAAGAAGUGCGCCUUCGCCCUGCAGCACUCGCGCUGAGCCGCCGGGCCCGACCCGCCCGCCGCCGGCCCCGCUCCCUUCCCACCCGGGCGGCAGGAGCCUGCCCCACGCACACGCGGCUGGUGCCCGAAGCGGCCGCAGCCCCAGGCGCUGACUGGAUUGUAGCUGCUGACUGACACCUCCGCCUUGCCCUCGUAGCGCCUCUGCGGGCCUCGUUCACACUGCGAGUCCCCCGGUGGAGACUCUGUGCGAGACCGGCAACGUCAGCGGACGCUAGUGGAACUGCAGCCAUUCAUGUGUGUGUACAGCUAAAUUUGAAGGCUCUUCCAGUCAAGUUGAAACCGAUAGAAAGGGGGGCGGGGAUUGCGCUACAUUUCUAACUUUACCGGUGCCCAACAGUGUUUUGUUUACAGCUAACGCAUGCAACCUACAAGAAAUGAAGGUUUUGCAUUACAACACGGAAUUUUAAAAUAUGCUGGCAACUAAGAUGCACAAGUUUUUCCUGCAUGAAGAGCACUCUACAAUAUUUAAAGUCAAAAUCCUUAUGGUUUGUUUAUACCUAAAGGAUGAAGCCUACAAGUGUAACUUUGAAUACUAUUAGGUUGGUUCAGAAUUGGUAUAGGAAGGAUCUCACAAAUCAAACAGAUUGAACCACUCCAACUUGAUAGACAUGCAGAUAUACAGUAUGAAAUAUUUUAGUUAAUGGAUACAUAUGUGCAAAUUUGUCUUACAAAUUGUAAGAGUAAUAUUCAAAUCAUUUGCAACCAAUUGGACUUCCACCUUGCAACAUUCAUAGUAAAAUAAUUCUUAUUAUUUGCUACUAAUGUAUGAAGAAGUUCACAGUCCAGCUAGAACGUCUUAAACAGUUUUCACAUAUAACAUUUAAAAGAUCCUUAUUAAUUCACAUCAAGUUACAAAACACCAAGACUAACAAGAGUUACGCUAGUGGCUUCUUCCUGCAUUCAAAGUAAAAAAUUGUUAUGACUGGUUUACAGCUUAUGAACUUACAAGAAAUUCAGUUUUGCUUUACAGUGUUAAGUAAAAUCUGCAUGAAUUGGUUAAAGCUAAUGGAUGAGGCUUACAAAGAAACGCACCCUUUACCUUGCAACAUUCAAGUAAACUACUCACAUUGAAAUAUUAUCUGUUCCUAAUGAAUAGAGGCACUUACAGCCAAAUGAACAAACAAUUUACUGUAAAUGCAUUGUUGCCUUACAUGUAUUAAAAGUCACUGUUAUUUGUUUACAUCUAAAUGGAUGCAACUGAUAAAAGCAUCAUUAUACUUUUAAAAUCUGUAAGACAAACUCUUGAUGACUUGUUUACAGCUCAAAGAUGUAAUUUACAAAGAAAUGCACCUUUGCCUUAAAACAUUCCAAGAAGAUGCCUGAUAAUUUGUUUACAGUGAAUGGAUACAACAGUCAAGAAAAGCACCUUUGCCUUGUAACAGUCAAAGUAAAAAUAGUUGUGAUUUAUUUCCAGCCAAUGCAGGCAGUUUAUUAAAAGUGCAACUUUUGUUUUACCUCAGCUCAAGAGGUUCACAGCUGAUGUAUGACAUUCAUAAAUACACCUUUCCCUUUCA
Molecule: messenger RNA, 2111 nt
Organism: Mauremys reevesii (Reeves's turtle)
Lineage: Eukaryota; Metazoa; Chordata; Testudines; Geoemydidae
Gene: FANCD2OS
Product: FANCD2 opposite strand
Exons: 1
Coding region: 56-574 (172 amino acids)
Source: RefSeq, a predicted model, not a curated record